UGGCUGUCGGUUGUCGGCGGCGGCUGCAGCCCGAGCGCUGUGACCCUUGCUCCGGUUCGGCCGUCCCGGCGGUGUCCGCCUCGGCCUGCGGUCCCGGGCCCUCCCGGGAUCCCUUCUCCCCGCCUCUGCGCCGCGGUGGUCCCAUCCAUCCAUCCAUCCAUCCAUCCAAGGGAGCCGCCACCCGCACCUCAUGGCAUCCACGCUGCGGCUGCUCACAUGGGAUGUGAAGGACACGCUGCUGCGGCUUCGCCGACCAGUGGGCGAAGAGUAUGCGAUCCAGGCCCGAGCCCACGGGCUGCAGCUGGAGCCGGCAGCCCUCAGCCAGGCCUUCCACCAGGCCUAUAAAGCCCAGAGCCAGGACUACCCCAACUAUGGCCUGAACCGGGGCCUGAGCUCCCGCCAGUGGUGGACAGACGUGGUCCGGCGGACUUUCCUGUUGGCCGGGGUCUCCGAUGCCGCAGCCACCGAUCCCAUUGCUGACAGACUCUAUCGAGACUUCUGCAGCGCUGGCAACUGGGAGGUGGUGGCAGGGGCUGCGUGGACCCUGCAGCGGUGCCGGGAGCGGGGCCUGCGCCUGGCCGUCAUCUCCAACUUUGACCGACGGCUGGAGGAGAUCCUGGCCCAGUGCGGCCUACGGCAGCACUUUGAAUUUGUGCUGACCUCCGAGGCGGCAGGCUGGGCCAAACCAGACCUGCGCAUCUUCCAAGAGGCCCUGCGCCGCGCUCAUGUUUCCCCCACGCAAGCCGCCCACAUAGGGGACCAUCUCCUGAAUGAUUACCAGGCCGCCCGGCGGGCUGGCAUGCACAGCUUCCUGGUGAAGGGGUCGGAGCCGCCCUCCCCCGGGACGGGAGCCGUGCCCUCAGACCACAUCCUACCCACCCUUCCCCAUCUCCUGACUGCUCUCGACCACCUGGAGAGCUCAAACCUGAGUCACUGACGACGUACGCAGGAACUGGGCGGUGCCGAAGACAUUUAGAGCAGGGAGCCAUGGGGGUACGGCAAGCUGACGCGGCUAAAACUACCUUUUAAAAGACCCACCAACUCUCCCCAGAGUUAGACAUGCACCCUCAGUGCCACCCUGCAGCUCAGGACAGUUUCCUGAAGCCUGUGGGAGCACCUACACUCCAAGCCAGGAAAAUUGAAAAAUUUUACCUCUGUUUGUGC
Messenger RNA from Ornithorhynchus anatinus (platypus), 1164 nucleotides. It is a transcript of the gene HDHD3, whose product is annotated as haloacid dehalogenase like hydrolase domain containing 3. The transcript has 2 exons. The record is from RefSeq and is a predicted model, not a curated record. The coding region runs from base 191 to 937 and encodes 248 amino acids. NCBI's taxonomy places the organism in Eukaryota, Metazoa, Chordata, Mammalia, Monotremata, Ornithorhynchidae.